GGUCAGUAAGCUAUUUUGUUUUGCUUACAAUUUAAUGUGAUUGUUUGAGGUUCUUGUCGAGGUGGUAUUUUGAUGGAUUUUGAUUGUAUAUAUAAACAUGAAGCUGGGGUGUGCUGCAAGUAAUUUCUUGAAGAAUGUUAAGCGAUUUGGAUUGCGCUAUUCAUUAGAAUUAUCAGUCCGACACUAUGGUUAUGAAGCCAGUGGUAAAACAACAGUUACUAUAUUGAACAAAGAAUUGAGUCUGGGGUUAAUGGUAGAUUCAUUUAGUCAGCUUGGCUUUCGGCUGAACAAUGGAAUGAGUGUUCUCGGACCCAUGGCUAUCUUCCCACGCUCAGUUCUUAGUUGGAAUGUGGAGUCGUCCCGUGACAUCAACGAGGAUUCACUUUCAUUGUUUUUUGUACUAGAACCAAAAAUAGAUAUUCUUGUACUUGGCAUUGGAGACGAAGGAAACAACUUUCGUUUGUGGGAAGACUUGUACAGAACCAUACACAGGCACAAAAUUAACGUAGAAAUAUUGCCAACAGAACAAGCUUGCAGCACAUUUAACUUCCUCAAUGUCGAAGGUCGUUGUGUUGCCGCCGGCCUUAUCCCGCCAGUGACUCUGCGUCACAGUGACGAUGAUGUGCUACUGACCAAACUGAAUCAAAAAAGACUUUUUGAAUUAAAUGUGAUUGACGAUAAGUGACUCGCAGGAAACGAAACUAAGUAUAACACAGUUUGUUUUUCCAAGGUACUGAAAAAUUGGUUAUGCAUAGCAAACAAGAGAAGUGGUUAUCACCCAUUUUCAGGCUGUACUAACAGCUUAAAGGGAUUUGUGAUAUUGCUUUUGAUGCCUAGAAAGAGAUUUAGAAUUUAAAAUAAAAUAUUUAAAAUCAUUCAAAAAAUGUAAUUUUUGGGGAAUCAUUCAGUAAGAAGAUUGAGAGCAAGUAGCAGACUUAAUUGAUUUUAUUUUGUUAAAUGCACAAGCAGAUUGUAUUUAUAAACUUUUAAUUUAAGUGGUAAUACGAAUCAUGAGAUAAAAAUUAUACAAGUAAGUAUUUUAAAUAAUCAAAUUGUACGGUUAUGUUUAUUUGGGACAUAGGCUUUUUAUUUGUUGAACGUAUUUGGUUACUAUGAAUUGAUUCUGCUGGAAAACAGUGAUAAUUUCACUUUUUCAUAAAAGUGUAUGCACACCAUUCUUUACAUCUUCUCUCAGGCAAAGUUCAUAACUUUAGUGAGGCAGUUCCUCAUAAAAAAAAAAAGAUGGAAUAUAUACUUGCUAUCAGUGGCGUAGCGUGCCAUCUCGGCGCCUGGGGCGAAAGACCCAUUUUGCCGCCCCCAUUCUAUAGGUGCUUAAUUAAAAUUAAAUUUCACAUGCAAUGAGGUACCUUUUAUUGAAGUUAAAAAUAGGAUGAGCGGUUUUACAAGCGGAUUCUACGGGCCUUAUGAGCAGCGAAGUCAGAAAUAACUUUGUCAAAAUCAAUAUUAGCAGCCAAUUACUGUUCAAUCGACAAUAUAGCCAAGUUUGAUAGUCUAGCGGAGCUCAUAGUAGAUCUGAGGUAAUUUUUUAUUAGCUUCAACUUCGAAAAACUUCUCUCACACUUGCAACACUAAUCGCCAAAGUCAAAUAAUAUAUACGAAUCAAGAUGACUAUAUUUGGAACCGAAAUUCCGAGAUUCAGUUUUUGAAUGAACUGGAGGAGCUCCAGUGGUCCUUUACCACUUAUAUCUUCCUCUGAUUCAGAACAGGCAACAACAACAAACUGCUGAGUGCGAAAGAGAGGCAUCGACACGGGCCGACGCGUGAAACAAAAGAUUUUUUAUGGGUAAUUAACAUAAUAAGGAAUGCCGCUCAACUCGGCUCGCGGGCGCCGGGCGGCGCGGCGUGAUGCGAUGUUGCCGUUCGUAUGUAAACAAACAAACGUUAUAAAGAGCUCUGUCAGUGAUUUCGCAGUUUUUCUUUUAAAUAAAUAUUAAAAAAUAGUUGGUGCGCAAAAUUUUAGAUAAAAAUGGAACAUUAUAGUGUGUCUGACACAUGUAAUGAAUGAAUCAUAGAUCAGAUCUCAACCCGCUUCACCGGCGACCCGCCCCCGCGGGCUGCCGCCCGGGGCGGGCCGCCCCCUCCGCCCCACCCACGCUACGCCACUGCUUGCUAUCUUAUUAAUUUACCAUUCAAGGCAACUUAAAAUUUGAACUAUUAAUAAGGAACUUUUUGGAAAUCAUGGAAUCUGUUGGAAUAAUUUUAAGGAAAAUGAAGAUUAAAAAUUUGCAAGACUGGUUAGUAAUGCCAUUCCCCUCUCACAGUGCCAAUGUGGGUUGACAACUGCCUUCCAGCCUAGUCACUACAAAGUGAAAAUUACUGUCAACUCUGCUCAAGAAACUACAAGUUCGUAAGUUGUAAUGUGUGUUGCAUAUUUUUUUCCUAUGUUCAACAUUGUAAGCACCAAUCACUGAAUACAUUUGUAAUGGUUUUGCUAUUUUAAUGCAAAGGAAUAAUUUUUUUUAAUAUAAUAGAACUGCAUAUCUAUCAAGCAAAUGAUCAGUAAGUACAUACACUAGUACAUUUUAUAAUUUAUUUUUCAUGAAGAAUCAUCACGUAUCCUGAAUACCCCAAAAAGGACCAUUGCUGUACUUGUAAGUCAACACAAUGAAACAAUAAACCAAUAGUCUUCACAUAAAAGAGUAAAGUGCCAGUGUUCAAAACUGUAGUGAUAAUCACUCUUAAUGUUUACUUUCAUAAAUAAUUCAACAAAACAAUGUUUAUACAAAAUAUAUUUCUUCAAAAUGAUGCACAUACAUAUUUAUUAUAUAGACACAAUCAAAUUCAAUAUUAGAAAUAGAAAGAUUGUAUCUAAAACCAACAUUUUAAAAAUAAAUAUAUAUAAUUUGCAUUAGCGGUGGUAAAACAAAUAGUUUUUGUCAUAAUGUUAACUGCAGCUGGUACAGGAAACUUUUUUUUUAAGAUUUUUCAAAGUCGAGACUUAAAAAUUGACAUACUGUAAUGUGGGUAUACUUUGCACCUACAGGGGUAACAUUGUACUAUACUCAAAAAUAUUUAUAGUAUAUUGGUGGGCUAACAAUAAACUAAACUAUUUGCACCAAUUGAGUAAAUCCGAAACCUUUUUGAGAGCAUAUUUUGCAACCAUGUUGGUAUAUCUAUGACUUCGAUAUCUGUCAAACUGUCAGCUGUUAUGUCAGCUGUUGAAAGAGAUUUUUUUUUCUGGCCAACAAUACACUGCAGAACUUUCCAUCUCCAUAUGUUGCAAAAAAAAGUAAUUAUAAUGUUAUAUUAUUCUUUAAUUCACCCUCCACAAGGAUAAGUAUAGUUACAUUUCGCAAGAAGUCGCUAAAAUUUACUAUGAGCAAAUUUUGUAAACAUGUUCAUUUUUGAGGUUAUGUCAGGUUACAUUGGAACAAACCAAAAAAUUAGAUUUUAUUUAAAAUACAUAAGAUAUAUAAGUAUGUAGAAACACCUUUAAAACAAUACAGUAGAAUCCCGCUGAUGCGACCCCUCACGGUUUCCGGAAAAACGGACUUAUAAACGGAAUGGUCGCAAUAGAGAAUUCGGGCCAAUUUUACCACCCCCCCCCCCCCCCCCCCUAAAAUUAUAAAGUGAAUUUGCGUCACGCGAGUUCGGCUAUGCUAGCCGGCUGGUUGUUAUUUUCGUUCAAAACGUGGCGAAGGAACUUGUGUGGAUCAGGUAGAAAACAUUUGGCUAUAAACGAAAGAUAUAAGAACAAUGCUAUCCUGAAAUGCUGUGCCAUGUUUUUGGAGUAGAUAAUCACAGCGACAGACUGACAGGAUGCGCUCCCGCCCUCCCAUCAGCGAUAUUUAUUUUGACAGCUCAAGCAAUUAUCUUUUCAACAUCCCUUCACAGCGUAAAAUAAAAAAAAUAAAAAAACACGUGUGAACGGGUAAAUGAGGGGAAGGAGAGCGGAACUGCUGGCUGCUCACGCAUCUACUCGCCAGUCGCCACUGUCUGGCGGUGCGCGCGCGCGUGCGUAUGUGCGCGCGCAUGUGUGUGUGAGGCUGGCGACCAGCAGCAUCGUUAGCUAGCGAGUCUGUGACGGUAAAUGUCUACCUUGACCACUUCCGCUUACUGCAGGGCUCGCUAUUUUUUAUCUCUGUCUCCCCCUCCCACAAAUAUAUUGGCUGGCAGGUCUCGCCCUCUUCACCUUCUUUAUCUUAUCUCUCACACACACUUGAAGCACCUAAUACGUCGCGUCCCUCAAAUUUUUCAAUUUCAAAUUGCUGCCUUCCUUCUGUACUGCAUUUAUAAUUUCUUCUCUCUUUUUAAGAAUCGUGAAGAGAGUAGACUUCGGAAUGCCAUAUUUCUGUGCUAUCUUCGUCUUGGAAAUUGUCUUCUUAUCCACUUGCUGGAUAUCCUCAAUUUUUCAUUAGCGACAAACUGGCUCGCUUUAUACUCAUUUUCACGAAUCUACGAGUCCGUGUAAAUUGAAAAACGAGUCACAAUCGUCAAACGGGACCGGGACUGGGACGGCAAUAGACGCGCGCGUAGAUGCUAUCAGGUGAUGCACGCAGUUUACCGGUAUUGGCUAGCGUGGAUAGUCUAGAGGGGUGGUAUCUAUUUUUAGCCGUCUUUUGUCUGCCUGCUUACAGUACAGCGCUCGCCAAGAUAAACGUGAACACACAGCGCCCGACAAAGUGUAACAGACUUGUUUUUCAGCCGAUUUUACUCAAAUUUUCGACUUUCUCUGCUUAAAUUUUUCACGGUUCCUCAAAAAACGGUCGUAUAAACGGAAUGGACGCAUCAGAGGGGGGUCACAUCGGCGGGAUUCUACUGUACAUACAAUUAAUAAAUUUGUUUAUAAAUUGUUUUAGACAUGGGCAGAAAAUACACUAGACAGUCUUGUUCUCGUUAAUAUGCAGACUACUCUUCUGCUACUCCUGCCUGAAAGAAAUCAGAAGUGGACGGAUCACUCGGAGCUGCAGCUCUUAAGUACAAAAUUCCUAGACGCACUAUCACAAACAAACUAAAGGGCAAGUACACUAACAAAGUAGGUAAACCAACUUUUCACAGCAGAAGAGGAAGUGGCCUUCGUUGAAUGUAUAAUUGUGAAGAGUGUGUAUGGUUUUCCCUAUGACACAGAACUAUGUUACAUUGUUCACUGUUAUCUUGCAAAAUUGGGGAGGACAGUUCGCGCUUUCAGAAAAAACAUCCCUGGAAAAAAGUAGGCAAAGAGUUUCCUAAUGCGACAUCCACAGCUGACCGUUCAUUUUGCUGCGAACAUCAAAAAAAGUAGAGCAGCUGUAGAUGAGAUCAUUCUGAAGGAAUGUAUUUCCACUAUUGUAGAAUCUUUAAGGAUGUUGACCCCCUCUAAUGUGCAUAACUAUGACGAAACAAACCUAACAGACAAUCCAGGGUCAAAGAAAGUGUUUACGAAACGAGGUAUGAAAUAUCCUGAAGCUAUCUGUAAUGCAUCUAAAGCCAGUAUUUCGAUUAUGAUGUGUGCAAGUGCUACUGGUGAAUUACUUGCACCCUUUGUUGUAUAUCGAUCAAAACACUUGUGGUCAACAUGGACUGAGAGUGGGCCUCAGAAUACACAAUUUGGGAACUAGAGUUCAGGAUGGUUUUAUUCAGAAAUGUUUGAAUUCUGGUUUAUGAGUGUAAUUUUGCCAGUUUUGAAGAAGGAAGAGAAAAAGGUGUUGAUAGGGGACAAUCUUCCUUCACACAUGACUGGAACUGUAAGAGGAACAAUACUUCCUUUAUGUGUUUACCACCCAAUAACACCCAUCUUACCCAGCCAUUAGAUGUGGCAUUCUUCCAUCCCAUGAAGUGUGAAUGGAGGAAGAUUUUACAUGAGUACAAAUGCAGUCCAGCUGGAUUAUCAAGCAGUGUUUAGCAGAAACAGGACUUUCCUAAACUGUUGAAGACUUUGAUGGACAAUAUGGCACAAAAUGCAGAGGAAAAUUUGAAAUCUGGUUUUAGAAAAUUUGGAAUUAUACCCUGUGAUUUUUUGCCCUUGCUUGAACAUUUACGUACCAGGCCAUGUUUCUGAUUGUUCUGUAAUUGAAGGAAUUUUUAAGUCAUUUUUUGAGAAAAAGAGAGCAGAUGCUACAUUUUCAGGAGUGCGCAAGAGAAAGUUAAAAGUGUCUGUUGAUGCUGGGAAGAAUCUUGCUGCUGAACUUCAUUUGGACAUGUCUAAUUCUUAAAAUAUUCCCAACAUCUUUUCAUAUUCUAUGCCUAAGAAAAGAGCAUUGAACAAACACAUCAUAAGUUCAGACUUUACACUUGGACUCUGAUGAUUCUUUUUCCAUUCACAAUGAGUCUAAAAGCUCAGAAAAUUCUUCUGAUGUUGAACAAGAAGAUCCUGGAGAUGGUAUAAAUGAGAACAUAGAUCUUGCGCUCAAGCCAAUCAAGAAGAAGAUUGGGACAUUUGUGGUGUUUUCUUAUGAAGAUGAGUUGUACACUGACAAGAUCAUACAAUUUAAUGACGAUGAAGAUAUUAUUUUGUCCAUGCAAAAGUCAUCUUCUAACUGGAAGUGGCCAACAAAUCCAUACAAACUGUCUUAUAAAUGGGAUGCCAUUCUUGGGUCAAUAAACCCUCCUAAACCUGAAACAGAACCUGUUACAGAACUGAGUUAUCAUGGUGUUUGGAAGUUUUAAUUGUACCAUACCAGCUCCUGAUAAAUAUUACAAAUAUUAAAUUAUUAAUGAUAAGAAGUUAUUGUUCUUGUGGUUUGUUUAGUGACUCGUAGAAUUAUGAGGUUUUGUAUCAUACUGGGCUGGUUUUGAUGGAUGUACCUAAUGUCUUGCCAGUAUAGAGUCAUUAUGGUCAAAAUGAGUGUGCUGAAAUGAGAAUGGAGCAUUGUUAAAUUGUUAGUUAGCAGCUUGCUGCAAACAUCAGCCACAUUUUCCCUUUUGAAAUAACUUGCUUACUGUCCUCCCCACUUUCUAACAUUGUUUACAUUAAUUUAAGGUUUUUAAAUUUUUUUUUAUUUCUGAUGGUUUGAUUGAUUUACUGUUAUUAAGUCAUUUAAGGUGUUUUUACCUAUUUUUGCUUACUCGCUUCUUAAGUUAUUAUGUGCUUUCACGUAUUUAUUCUGUAUUAUUUCUUAUUUGCUUUGGUGCUAUGACUAAUGCAAUAGUUUGCUAGUUAUGUAAGCAUUGGAGAGAGACAGAGGUACUUGUGUGUGGAAAAGACUCGUUGAAAUGCUGUUGCCAUGCACCAGUACAGUAUUGGCUGAUGUUUUUGUGUGCCUUUUUUUGUGAUCGGUAGGAAAUUACGUCACACGAGAGCCCUUGGCCCAUGGAGGACGAAAGGACGAUCAUGGAGUCAGUCAGCAUUUGUACAAGGUACCAAGAGGUGGCUCGUCAGGCAGUGGCUCAAAUUUAACAAAGAAUGUAGUAGAAAGACAAUUUUGCAGUCAUGAUUAGGACACUACUGUUUAUGUUCAACAUUUUUUGGUAGGAACUUUUAAUUGGAGAUUUUGGCCAUAAGUCACUGAUAACAGUCUUCAAGGAUGAUAAAGUAACUCCGUCAUUGUUCCGAAGACAGAGGGGUUAUACUGUGAGUUGCAAGCAACCACAGGAUUUACUUAUAAACUGUAUAUAAUUUUUAAUUUUCGGUGACCACGAACAGUCAACUUAUGUUUUAGAAUCGGUGCAGAUGUUUUGUGCAACAAGUUUGCAUUUUCGACAUGCACUUAUUUUCGUGGUUAAAGAUGGUGGACAUUGUGAAUAGUGAAUUUUUGUGAAGGUUAAAUAAAAACUUUAAAAAUGA
Messenger RNA from Bacillus rossius redtenbacheri, 7723 nucleotides. Its product is annotated as NADH dehydrogenase [ubiquinone] 1 alpha subcomplex assembly factor 3. Bases 98 to 685 code for a protein of 195 amino acids. Gene Ontology annotation, cellular component: mitochondrial inner membrane. The transcript is spliced from 4 exons. Gene Ontology annotation, biological process: mitochondrial respiratory chain complex I assembly. Lineage: Eukaryota; Metazoa; Arthropoda; Insecta; Phasmatodea; Bacillidae. The record is from RefSeq and is a predicted model, not a curated record.